GAACAAAACGAAAAAGCAAUGUCAUCUAAUUUGAUGUUUCUCAUUGCUUUAUUGUCAUACACAUUGAUAAAUCAAUUAGGCAUAACCAAAACACAUCCAUGCAAGUAUUGUCUACGAUUGUACGAUGGAAAGUAUCAGAAUGGUUCAUAUACUGAUUUGUACAAAAGCGUUGGCUCACUCUCACCACCAUGGAUACCUGGAUCUGUUUGUGGACCUGUGAAGAAUGCGACGAUGGGACAGCCCCCAUACUGGCGUUUAUAUGAAGGCGUCAACUACUCUGGUAAGGACACUGCUAUUGGACAUAGUGCCUGUAUUGAUGACUUUAUGAAGUCCGGAUCAAAUGGAACUUAUAAGAAUAAUGGAACGGUUUAAUAUAUCAAUGAAUCGAACAGUGAAAAUUAAUAUGGUCGAUACUACUCGAGGAAUUUCAUGUGCCUAUAAUUGUUGUGUGCUCUUAACUAAAUAUAUGCAUAUGAACUCUGGAUAUCUGUAUUCUGAGAGGUUCCAAACAUUGUGCAGUAGUUGGUAAACAUUGGCACUUCACGUCCACGGAUAUAUGCGAUUAAAUCUGUGUGGACAUAUGCUAAGUUUGAAGCUCCCAUGUGUUCACUUUAUCUGCGAACGAUAAACAAUACUGAGUGACCAAUUAGCAGUAAGCUAGCUAUUGAUAUAUAUAUAUAUAUAUAUAUAUAUAUAUAUAUAUAUAUACAUCGAUAUUGACAUGGAAAUUUUUUAAACAUUUAUUCCAUAAGAAUAGUUUAGUUAAUUAACAAUUAUACGGUGAAAAUAAACGUACAGUUUUGGUACAUAAAUGGCUCUCACUACAUUUUCAUCGGUUCAUGAUUUCAAUCAAGUGAUAUUAUAUGUUGAAGAAAGCUUUCGUGUACAAUCAAGUUAAUCAGAGGCAUGCGAUAGUUGUCUGGUGUGUGCUACUUUUAUUGACAUAAGUAGUAUAUGAUGUUUGUCGUAGACAAAAGGUCUGGAAGCAGAGAGACAAGAGAAUCGAACGGUAAAGAAUGGAAACAAAAUGCAAUUCGUAAGAAGAUGCAAGAACAAUGAAGUCUGAGUCGUUUCGAGACAAUCGAUGGUCAUUUUGCAAAUUAAGCAUUUUACAUUAAGAUUGCUAAAUUUUAUUGACAAUUCCUGUUAUUUUGUGUUAAAUACAUUCGAAUGUCCGCACUGGUGUUCUUGUUCACUACAGUUCUACGUGGGGGGUAGUGAUAUUUCUUAUGCAGAUAUCAUAAUACAAGGUCACUAACCAGAAAAACAACUGCCAUGACCUUGUUUUAUGCAUAACCAAUGAUGUCAAUCACUAUCAGCCUUGAGUAAGCUGUGAAUACUUAUUAGUCCUCUGUAUAUUAACUUCUCGCCUGGCCUUCUCAGUUCAAAACAGCCCACGCUAUAUCAAUCGCAUAUCUCAGGCAUAUGUGGUUUAUGUGCAAGCAGAUUAGACCACAUCACACGAAUAAAAUGGAAAACAUAAUAUUAUACCAAGCCAAGCCGAUAGUGAGUGUUAGUUUAAGAGACUGUAACUAAUAUGUUGGGAAUAAACUAAGAAUAGUAAAUCAUAUAACAAUAGCCAAUAGAACAAAACACAGUAAUAAACCAAGUAAUAGUUAACCUUAUAAGAAAACAAAAUGUGUGAAAUUGUUGAUGUUGCUAACACUAAUAGAUUUCAGUGACAAACGAAAAUUGUGACUGAAUUUCAUGAAUAACUCAAUUGGAAAAUAUUCAUUUUCUUUUGAAUGUCAAUAAAUACUUCUAAGAAUGGGGUUUUGUGGAGAUUGCAGUAAUUUGGUAGUUGAAUUCAUGAGUCAAUUGAAACUAGACCACCAUGGAAAGCCUGGAAACAUUAGACAUCUGUUUCAUUCUAGUAAUGGACUCUUCAGAAGUACGCAUCCAUGAGUCCGUUUGUGGGAUUCAGAAUCAGGACUUAUUGGUAUCGCGUGUGAACGUUUCUCUUGUAGACCACUGAGUCAGACAGCAUCCAACAGUGUUAAUGUUUAACUUCAAACAAUCCACCAAAUUGCGCCACCGUCCACCAUUGUCUUGUCAGUUAUUAUCUCACAACAGACCUGGUUGAA
This is a messenger RNA of Schistosoma margrebowiei, 2084 nucleotides long. The record is from the annotation of a GenBank genome assembly. Lineage: Eukaryota; Metazoa; Platyhelminthes; Trematoda; Strigeidida; Schistosomatidae.